This is a messenger RNA of Lycium barbarum (goji berry), 2970 nucleotides long. RefSeq names its product protein NSP-INTERACTING KINASE 3. Gene Ontology annotation, biological process: protein phosphorylation. The record is from RefSeq and is a predicted model, not a curated record. Bases 722 to 2602 code for a protein of 626 amino acids. Gene Ontology annotation, molecular function: protein binding; ATP binding; protein kinase activity. Lineage: Eukaryota; Viridiplantae; Streptophyta; Magnoliopsida; Solanales; Solanaceae. The transcript has 11 exons.
CAAUGCAUCCCUUCACUCCAAUCACUCAACAUAAAUCAAAUUUUGCAUUACCCCAUUUCUUUAUUUGUACUAAAUAAAAUCUUUUUUUCUGCUUUUAAAAAUAAAGAAAACUGUCCACAUCUCUGUAUGUGCGAGUUUUUGGCCUAUGUUUUGGCUUUUUCUGUUGUGUUUGUAUCUUUGUGGUAUAAUAUUACUACUAAGAAUGAAUAAUAAUAGAGGGAGAUAGUGAUGAAUGAUGAUGUUCUUCAAUGGAUAUGGUAGAAGAGAGCUUCAUUAAAGGAGAAAAAGCUUAAUUAGCUCAAAACAUAAUAUUACUAACAAUAUUAUUCCCACAUGGAAUUUGUUGGGAUCAGUUCCCAACCAUAGAAUUAACAUUAUCAGAUCUCAAGAUUACCAUAUUUUCCAGUUUACUCUCUUUUCUUUCUCAAGAAAAUUCCUUUUUAUUCCCAUUUGGCUCAAAGACAGCAUAAUUGUGUAAAGAUAGCAACUUUAGCAUCUUGGUAUUUGGCUUUUUUCAAGAAUUAUAGGAUUUGUGGUUGCUAUGGAGUGAAAAAGGAAUAUAUCUUUCUUUUGGGACUUUAAAAGGUUCUUAUUCUGAGAGUGACCCUUUUGUGAGUUUUAUGUAAAGAAUGUAUCUUUGUUCUCUUAAUGUGUUUUGUUAGGCAAAUAGUAAUCCCUUUUCUUAGAAGGUAAAAUUGUACAAGGCAGUAGUGGUAGAGAAAUGGAGAGAAAAUGGUGUAUGUUGUGGCAUGUGGGGCUUCUUGUUUUAGCAUUGAUGGAGAGUUCUUUGGCUUCUCUUUCUCCUACUGGUAUCAACUAUGAAGUUGUUGCGUUGACGGAAAUUAAGAAGGCAUUACGUGAUCCUUAUAAUGUUCUGGAGAAUUGGGAUGUGACUUCUGUUGAUCCUUGCAGUUGGAGAAUGGUCACUUGUUCGUCUGAUGGCUAUGUUUCUGCUAUUGGACUACCUAGUCAAAGUUUAUCAGGUACCUUAUCACCUGGAAUUGGCAACCUCACUAAAUUGCAAUCUGUAUUGCUGCAAAACAAUGCUAUUUAUGGUCCUAUUCCUGAUGUGGUUGGUAAUUUAGAAAAGCUUCAAACACUUGAUCUGUCCAACAACAAAUUUGAUGGAGGAAUACCCUAUUCUUUCGGAGACCUGAAGAAUUUGAAUUAUUUGCGAUUAAACAACAAUAGCCUCACAGGAUCCAUUCCUCAAUCUCUCUCUAACAUUGGAGGCCUUGCUCUUGUGGAUGUUUCUUUUAAUAAUCUUAGUGGUCCAUUGCCCAAAAUAUCAGCAAGAGCUUUCAAAGUUGUUGGAAAUCCUUUGAUUUGUGGCCAAAAUUCUGGGAACAAUUGUUCAGCAGUCUAUCCAGAACCACUGUCAUUCCCGCCAGAUAGUUUAGGAGAUCAAAGAGCAGGAAGUAAAAGCCAUCAUGUGGCUGUUGCUUUUGGAGCAAGUUUUGGUGCUGCUUUCUUGGUUAUAAUAGUUAUAGCACUCGUUCUUUGGUGGCGCUACCGGCAUAAUAAGCAGAUCUUCUUUGAUGUCAAUGAGCAAUAUGAUCCAGAGGUAUGCUUGGGUCACUUGAAAAGGUAUGCCUUUAAGGAACUGCGGACUGCAACUGAUCAUUUCAACUCAAAAAAUAUUUUGGGGAGCGGAGGAUUUGGAGUUGUGUACAAGGGCCGUUUAAAUAAUGGAACUAUUGUGGCUGUCAAAAGAUUGAAGGACUACAAUGCUGUUGGUGGUGAAAUCCAAUUUCAGACAGAAGUCGAGUUGAUUAGUUUGGCUGUCCAUCGAAAUCUUCUCCGUCUUUGGGGUUUUUGUUCAACUGAAAGUGAACGGCUUCUUGUUUACCCCUAUAUGCCAAAUGGAAGUGUAGCUGCACGAUUAAAAGAUCACAUCCAUGGAAGCCCAGUUUUGGACUGGUCAAGGCGGAAAGGAAUAGCAUUAGGUACAGCAAGAGGGCUAGUAUAUUUGCAUGAGCAGUGUGACCCCAAAAUUAUCCAUCGUGAUGUCAAAGCAGCCAACAUUCUGUUGGAUGAGGAAUUUGAAGCAGUUGUUGGAGAUUUUGGGUUGGCGAAGCUCUUGGAUCACCGUGAUUCUCAUGUAACGACUGCUGUUAGGGGCACAGUUGGCCACAUUGCUCCAGAAUAUUUGUCAACCGGUCAAUCGUCUGAGAAGACUGAUGUGUUCGGGUUUGGAAUCUUGCUUCUUGAACUAAUUACAGGUCAGAAGGCUGUAGACUUUGGACGAGGGGCCAAUCAGAAAGGUGUUAUGCUUGAUUGGGUAAAGAAGCUUCAUGUAGAGAAAAAGCUGAGCCUUAUGGUGGACAAAGAUUUAAGGAACAACUUUGAUCGGAUUGAACUUGAAGAGAUGGUUCAAGUUGCCCUUCUCUGUACCCAAUUCAAUCCAACUUAUCGCCCAAAGAUGUCCGAAGUAUUAAGGAUGUUGGAGGGCGAUGGAUUAGCUGAAAAAUGGGAGGCUUCACAACAAAAAGUCGAGACUCCAAGGUAUAGAACCUCUGAAAAUACACCGAAAAGAUAUUCUGAUUAUAUAGAAGAAUCGUCACUAGUAGUUGAAGCAAUGGAGCUUUCAGGACCUAGAUGACAUCUGGUCAUCGUUCUUCUCUUACACGUUCUAUCCUUAGCUUCCUUGAGUAUCUGAUGUUGAAAAUGAGGAAUAUGUGGUCGUUGAUAGGUGUUGAAUGCAUGUAUUGAUCUGUAAAAAGAGCACAAAGGUCAUGUAUAAUUCGGUUCUUUUAAUCAACAGUUGAGUCUCAUAGUUCCUCUCCCUCGCAAUUUUGAGAAAAUGUGUCAUUUCCAUGUGUAACUAAGAUCCCAUUAGGUCUUUUUUUACUAUAAAGAUCUUGAAAUUUCCCGAGGGUGGAGGCUUAAGUCUAGCCACCCUCAUGUACAGUGGUCUGAUUGAACAUUUGUUAAAUCUAUUAGUAGUGUACAUAUGCUAUUCAUUAGUCA